AUGGCCAACUCGUCCACUCCCCUCGACGGCACUGUUAUCAAGAUCGAAGUCAUGACCGACACCAGCGACGAAGAGUUGGAGACGCACCCUGGCCUGCAGACCAAGCAACCGAGUGACGAGAGUGAACCUGAGCCCACCCCUCCCCCCAAACGCAAGCGUGGUCGGCCCCGGAAGGAGCCCAGCGUCGAAGUCAAGCUCGAGAUUGACGAGGACCCCAUUGUCACCCCCAAACGACGCCGUGGUCGUCCACCCAAGGCCGCCGUCGUCCAGCAAGAUACCAGCGAGUCUGCCCCAGUCCCAGCCAAACGCGGACGCGGCCCCCCACGGACAAACCCCGUCGCCACUGCCCCUCCUGCAACCCCUACUUCGACGUCAACAGGACGCGCCAGCCCUCGCAAGCGCAGCGGAGACGGCCACACCCCUUCACCCGCUAAGCGGACCCGCCCUGGACGCGGCACGGAGUGGACCGCCGACGAGCUUGGAAGGCUCUUUGCCAUGGCGACCAAGGGUGCGUCACUGAGCACCUUCUCCAACUUUGAAGGGCGGACCCCAAACCAGUGCUACAUGACAUGGCACAACACGCUCUAUCGGCGUCUGCUCAAGGCUGCGCGCGAGAAGAAUCAGAAGAAAGAUUGA
This is a messenger RNA of Apiotrichum porosum, 636 nucleotides long. RefSeq lists its product as uncharacterized. Lineage: Eukaryota; Fungi; Basidiomycota; Tremellomycetes; Trichosporonales; Trichosporonaceae. The record is from RefSeq and is a predicted model, not a curated record. The transcript is spliced from 2 exons. Gene Ontology annotation, molecular function: DNA binding. The coding region runs from base 1 to 636 and encodes 211 amino acids.